Clarias gariepinus (North African catfish) is the source of this 5504-nucleotide messenger RNA. It is a transcript of the gene inpp5d, whose product is annotated as inositol polyphosphate-5-phosphatase D. The transcript has 27 exons. Gene Ontology annotation, biological process: phosphatidylinositol dephosphorylation. Bases 188 to 3544 code for a protein of 1118 amino acids. NCBI's taxonomy places the organism in Eukaryota, Metazoa, Chordata, Actinopteri, Siluriformes, Clariidae. Gene Ontology annotation, molecular function: phosphatase activity. The record is from RefSeq and is a predicted model, not a curated record.
AGACACAGAAAGAGCCAGUGUGUGUGUGUGUUUGUGUGUGUAAGAGAGAGAAAGAACGAGCGGCACUCUGACGCAAAUAACGCCAUGAAACGGGCCUUGGAGGGACGCUAAAUCUGACCUCGAGUUUUACUGAAGCCAUACCAGUGAUCUGAGGAUUAGUUGCGGAGAGAAGAGGUCACUGGACAGGAUGUCGUCCCAUCAGCCUUGGUACCAUGGCAAUAUCACUCGGUCUAUGGCAGAGGACCUGCUCUCCAAAAACGCCAAGGAUGGGAGCUUCCUCCUCAGAGACAGCGAGUCCAUACAAGGAGCUUAUGCCCUCUGCGUGCUGUACCAGAACUGCGUAUAUACUUAUAGAAUUCUACCCAAUGAAGACAAAAAGCUUUCUGUGCAGGCAUCUGAAGGUGUCCCCAUUCGGUUCUUCUCUGUGCUCUCAGAUCUGGUGGACGCAUAUUAUAAGGAGAACAUGGGUUUAGUCACACAUCUGCAGUAUGCUGUACAGAAGGAGGAAGAGCCAGAGGAAGAACCAGAGCAUUUCAGUUUACCUCCUCAGCUUCCACCACGGAACCUCCCAUCCAGCGAGAGUAGAGAUUGCCAUGUUGAGCCUGUAAAGGCAAUAGAGCAACCCCGUGUGUCCAUUGUAGACACUUACCUUCAGCGGUUGCAGAUCGUCGACUUGUCACACAUCUCUGAAGAUCAUCAAAAGGCAAUCCAGGAUUACUUCAGCUCUGCUGUAGGUCUGGAUAUGGAGCAAGUACAUAAUGGAAAUCCCACUCUGCCCAACCUGAAGAAACUUCUCAAGACCAUCUGCAAGAGCCUCAACAGUGAGAUUUCCCGUACACUCCCAACUCUCGAGGCCUUACAGAAAAUUGUAGAUCAGCCCAUGUCACCUGGAGCUGGGAAACUUCGAGGACAGAUCUCACUUGAUGCCAGCCAGUCUGUGGGUUUUAGGCUUGAGCAACUGACCAAACUUUUGUAUUCAAUUGAAGACAAGGCUAAGAGUACAGUAUUUGAAUCUGCGGGAUAUGAUGGAGGCCACAGGAAGUCACUUAUACCACCUGUAACAUUCGAGGUGAAAUCAGACUUAUUUGGCAUUUCAACCAAAAUGUUCCUGAAGGUUGAUGUAGAAAGUGGGAAAGUUUACUUCAAGAAGUCCAAAGAUGGACCUGAGGACAAAUACUAUGUGCACAACAAAAUCUUGCAGUUGGUGAAGUCCAAAAAAAUGCACACCAAACUGGAAAUAAUGGUAGAGACCGAGAAGGAAAAGACCCAGCGUAAAGAAUUUGUCUUUAAUGACACAAAGAAGAGGGAAGGUUUCUGUCAAUUACUUCAGCAGAUGAAAAACAAACAUUCAGAUAAGGCUGAGCCAGAUAUGAUCAGCCUGUUUGUUGGCACAUGGAACAUGGGUAACGCCAGCCCACCUCCCAACAUUACAUCCUGGUUUCAGUCCAAGGGGCAAGGGAAGACUCGCGAUGACACAGCAAGUCAGAUCCCACAUGAUAUCUAUGUCAUUGGAACGCAGGAAGAUCCACUGGGAGAGAAAGACUGGAUAGAUAUAGUGAGGGGAACGCUCAGGGACAUCACAAACAUCAGCUUUAAACAGAUAGCUACACAGACACUGUGGAACAUAAGAAUCAUUAUUCUUGCCAGGCCGGAACAUGAGAACCGUAUCUCCCACAUCUUCUGCAACAGCGUUAAGACUGGAAUAGCUAAUGCUCUGGGCAAUAAGGGAGCAGUGGGAGUAUCGUUUAUGUUUAAUGACACCUCCUUUGGGUUUGUUAACAGUCACUUGACCUCAGGGAGUGAAAAGAAGAUUAGACGAAAUCAGAACUAUGUUAACAUCCUGCGCUUUCUGAACCUGGGAGAUAAAAAACUAAAUCUGUUCGACAUCACUCAUCGCUUCACACAUCUUUUUUGGCUUGGGGAUCUGAACUACCGCAUUGACCUUCCACCACUGGAAGCAGAGAACAUUGUGAUGAAGAUCAAACAGCAGCAGUAUCAGGAACUGUUAAACAGAGACCAGCUCAACAUGGAAAGGGCAGAUGGAAAGGUUUUUCUAUUCUACGAAGAAGAAGACAUCACGUUUCCCCCAACAUAUCGUUUUGAGCGAGAAACUCAUGAAAGAUAUGUCUACACCAAAGCCAAAGCAACAGGAACUAAAUAUAACUUGCCCUCAUGGUGUGACCGUGUGCUUCGAAAGACCUACCCACAGGUUCAUGUGGCUUGUCACUCGUAUGGAUGCACAAAUGACAUCAUGACAAGUGAUCACUCACCUGUAUUUGCUACAUUUGAUGUUGGAGUGACUUCACAGUUUGUAUCUAAGAGUGAUCCAACAAAGGAGUCUCAGGGUGCAAUCAAGUUUAUGAACUGCGUUGCUAUUCUUAGGACUAAAUCUAAGACAAAAUUUUUCAUUGAAUACCACUCAAGCUGCUUGGAAAAAUUUGUUAAGAGUCCUGAGACAGAUAAUCAAGAGAACACAGAAGGUUCCAUAAAGGUUCGGUUUGCAACACAUGUAGAGCUUACUACCAUCAUUUCAGACCCAGAAUACUUACUAGAUCAGCAUAUACUCAUCAGUAUAACAUCAACAGACAGUGAUGAAUCAUAUGGAGAGACAUGUGUGGCUCUGCGGGCUGCAGAGACAGCCUACACUGAGUUUACUGUCCCACUUACACAUCAUGGUGAGCAGACAGGUAUACUAACAGGAGGCAUCCAACUACGCACAUCAGAAGGCAAACUGACAGAGAAACUAUAUGAUUUCAUUAAAAUUGGUGAUGACUCAGGAACUGGUAAAGCCAAGUCAGGAGAUCAUAGCAACAAGUCAUCAGCCUUACCCACUGAUUUUAGCAAUCCUAAUUAUAUGGAUGUUGGUUAUAAAAGCAGCACUCAGUCAGGGUGGAACUAUACAAUGCCCAGCAGACCAGGACACUUGGCUAAAGACACAGCUACUGGCAACACGUCACCAAAAAAGACAGCAUACGAUCCUUCUGUGUGCAGCCCAACAGGAAAGCUGACUAGUCCAACAUCUGAAGAUGGGCAACCACCAGAAAUGUUUGACAAUCCCCUUUAUGGAUCAAUGGCGAAGGCACGAUCUGGAAAGGAUCAAGAAACGCCGCGAAAAGAGCACUUGGGGAUCCCUGAGAUUUUUGCGUUUCCAAAAGGCCCUGAGGCUGAACCUGAUCGUGCACCUCCAGUCCCAACACCUCGCGCUCGCUCAUUCACCUGCUCAGAGAGCAAGGGCCAGAAUGCUUCCUCAACGUCUAGCAGCAGCAACCACAGCAGCAAUAGCAGUCUACAGCCUCAGUCCUUUAGCAAGAAGCCUGUGGUGCCCUCUCGCUCUGAAGGAGGUGGGAUGAUGUCGGGAAAGCCACCAUUGCCUAUAAAAUCUCGCCAAGGACCACCGGAGCCCCAGUCAAAGCCCAGAGACUACAGAGACUCCUCGGAGUUACCAGGCAAGAUUCGGCCUCCUGCCAGACCAGGCCAGCCGCUCCAUAAAGAUGUGCAUCCUGAGACAGCGCCAAGUCCAAAGACAGGUCGCCCUCUUAAAUGAGCCUGUCUUUACAUUCUCCAGUUGGCCAUCACUGUAGGAGUUCUAUACCACACUGGAGACUUCACACACACUGAUUGUGAUAAAAGACAAUCGUCCGAAGAGGCGCAUUAAAAAGCUAGACCAGCUUUUUUGCCUUAUGUGUAGCACUCUUUAAAACGUAAAUAAAAAGCUGCAGCGACAGUGCCAUGAUCUUGCACAAACUCUUUUACUUCUAACACAAAUGAAUGUACAGUGCACAAAAUGUAUCACCAGUUAAAGACAAUGCAUAAUGAUGAAACUCAGCACAUUAUCAUUCGUUUCUUAUGUGGCUGAUGCUUACUGAUCUACAUUAACAUCUCAGUGCUUUUUUUAAAUCCUUGCUAGAUGGACUUUCCAAGUAAAUCAAUACACCCUGUGUACUGUGCAAAAGUGUUGAUCCGUCCCUCAUUUCUUUGUAUUUUGCUUCCAAAAAGUCAGACUUUCUUGUAUUUUUUUAUAUAGUUUUGACGAAUAGUUCUCCAGGCUUGACUCUCAUUUUGCGUCGAGUCCCUGUACCUGAGCAGUUUUUUUUGGUUGUUUUUGUGUUAAGCCAUUCAGUGACCUACAGUAUGCAUCAUUUAAGCAUAAAAACCAUCUAACUUAAGGCAUGAACCAGUGAGAAACAGGUGCAGAUGUAGACAGGCCGAAGAUUAGUAUACCGGUGAUGCUGAAUUGUUAGAACAGAUGAGAGAAGAAAUGAGGUUGCUGCUGAGGUUGUUACAUAAACAACCAAUUGUAAGUUGUAUCUUUGGGCAUAUUUUGAAAAAAAAAAAGAAAAAGAGGGGUGGAUUAAGACUUUUGCAUAUUACUUUACAUUGACAGUGUAAAUUCCCUGGUGCUGUCCUGAGAUGAAUAGAGAGUAAUUUAUGAAGCAGAAUAAGAAUAUGAAUAAUGAAUAAAUGAAUAUAAUGCAAUAAGUAUAACAAUUUUUGCAGUGUUCAGAUUAUUUUUAGGUUUCGAGUAUGUAAUCCAUGGAAUUAAGCAGCUAUUGACAUUUAUGGGUGUUAGCUAAAAGCUGUGAUCAGCCAAUCAGCAGUUACAUCUUGUGCAUUUGCCCCUUGCAUUAAAACUCAUUUCAAAUGUCUCAUUUAACACAGUGUGUUUGGAUUUGUCUUUUUCUUCCAGCUUUCUGCUCAUGCCAGCUGUCAGUACUGAUAGAGUGAAACACAUUUACACCCCAACAGCUUAUUUAGCUGCUAUUUUAUCUAAAACGUAGGAGAAUGAAAAUGUUUUAAGUUAAAGUAGAGAUGAUUUGUCUACUGCUGCAUGAGGUUGCUGAAUGUACCUGAAAUAAGAUACGUUAAAAUGUUCUGUUACUCUUUUUGCGUUCAGCAAAUCGUCAGGUCCUUUCAAUUCUAGAGUUCUGAUUGAAAAGGGAGAAAUUAAUCCACUUGUCGCUUUAGAGAUGUAUGAAUACAUGCAACCAAAUACAGUACACUUGAAUUAGUAUGAUUAUCCAGUUAGGUACUACAUACAGAUGUUGCUGCAAUCCUUAGUAAUAUUGUGAUAUGGAUUUGUCUUGUUGUACCAAAGCAAACUGUACAUAUCAGCCCAUUUCAUCUUGUUUCUUUCCUAUAUGAAUGGAAAUGGAAAAGAUUUAGUAAGUUUAUCGCAGCAUCUUCCUCUGAAUUUACAUUUCUAAUUUAAAUGUCAUUAUGAUUAGCAUUCUAAACAUUUAAAUAAAUCAUUCGUCCACUGACACUACUAGAUUUGGUAUGCCUUUGCUUGCCUUUUUGAUUAAACCCAUAGGUAACCUUUUUGUGGUCCUUGUGCUAGAAUGCUAACAUUUUUUGUUCCUUCCUGUUCGUGCAGGUGAAAAAGUGUCAGCAGAUUUUGUGUGUGUUGAUUGAACUGCAAUGUUUUUUUGUUUUGAAAUAUCUUAAAUAAUGAAGCAUAAUUCUGUUAAAAAAUAGAUGCAAAUAAAAAUGAAUGUAAACUAAAA